AGACGCUACAAUUAUUCUUUCAGAAGCGCUGCCUACAUUUUCCAUCGUUGUUACGUGCUGUCAGUUCAUGUGUGCUUUGUAAGUAGAAACCUGUAAUUGCAGAAUGCAGAGCCGAGUACAGCGUGCUUUCAGCAGUCAGCUCUGCCUGCUGCAAUCGUAAACAUAACCUACCGUCUUUAAUCUAAACAUAAACUUGUUUUCGAAUUCCUGUCAGUGCAACCUAGUUUGUUGGUUAUUUUCUAAUCUAACAUAAUAAAAAAUAUUAAAGUUGUGUAAAAAAGAGAUAAACAACAUUCGAAAUGUCGUUGUACGACGAUUUUGAUAAACCUGCUCGUACAACAGAUAAAGUAGCCGGUUGGUCAUCAGGAAUAAAGCUUCUUCAGUCUCAACUCCAAUUAAAAAAAGCUGCAACACCACACGCAAGACGUGAACAAAUUAAAAAAACUUCAGUGGUUUUGGCACCAGUGAUCGAUUUGAAAUCGAAAAAUCAAAGUCGAGAACACGACAAAGAUGAAGACAGUAAGUUUACGUUUCCUGGCAUUACUGGUGCAAGUCUCAUCGGUGAAUAUGAUUGGAAUGUUGUGAACGAGUAUGAUCCAUCCUGGCCAAAUGAUUACGAGAAAGUCGUCAAAGAGUUGAGGGAAAUCAAAGAGCGAGAGCAAGAACAGCAUGAGACUGAAGUAAGAAGUAAACGCAGAAGAGAGAGCAGAUUUGAGCAGCCAGAAAAUAAUCAAUUAGCUAGUAUAGCUAUGAGUGCAAAUGAAGAAGAAAGGCCAGAGAGGCCUGAACGUAGGUCUGGACAGAGUGCAGGUGCAGCUAUAGCUCCACCAGCUUCGCUACAAGAAACAGCUGAACCGGUACUUCCUCCACCUCCUCCACCAUCUUCAUCUGGUAGAAAUACAUUAAAUCAAGGAUAUACCACAUCAUCCGUAGCUGCUAAAAUUAUGGCCAAAUAUGGUUUUAAGGAAGGUCAAGGUUUAGGUAAAAAAGAACAAGGUAUAUCUUUAGCCUUGCAAGUUGAAAAGACCAGUAAAAGAGGUGGCAGGAUUAUCAGUGACAAAGAGCAACUUAUGGCUCCAACAAUGGCUCCAAUGCCAUCUCCACCAUCUAUGUCUCAAGCUCAAAAUUCACCAGACGAACCAAGUAUUACAGAGAUCAUGAAAAGUCCCAGUAAAGUAGUUUUACUUAGAAAUAUGGUUGGUCCUGGUGAAGUUGAUGAUGAUUUGGAACCAGAAGUCAAGGAUGAAUGCAAUACUAAGUAUGGCGACGUGACUCGGGUAGUAAUAUAUGAAGUACCAGAAGCUCCAGCAGAAGAAGCAGUACGCAUAUUUGUAGAAUUCAAAAGAAUCGAAAGUGCUAUCAAAGCAGUUGUAGAUUUGAAUGGAAGAUUUUUUGGAGGACGACAAGUCAAAGCAGGAUUUUAUUCAAUUGAAAAGCUAAAUAAUUAUCAAUUACUAGAUUAGGAAAGUCCUUAUUUUUAUUGCGUGAAUGUUGUUAUACUGCUCGAUUAUGUAAAUUAUUUUCUGAAUGAUUGUUUGAUUGUACUUAUACUCAUACUAAGUAAUAUGUUUAGAAUUGAUGACAAAUAAAUUAUUGUAAAUAAAUUCCUUA
Trichogramma pretiosum is the source of this 1611-nucleotide messenger RNA. It is a transcript of the gene Spf45, whose product is annotated as splicing factor 45. The transcript has a single exon. NCBI's taxonomy places the organism in Eukaryota, Metazoa, Arthropoda, Insecta, Hymenoptera, Trichogrammatidae. The coding region runs from base 300 to 1463 and encodes 387 amino acids. The record is from RefSeq and is a predicted model, not a curated record. Gene Ontology annotation, cellular component: precatalytic spliceosome. Gene Ontology annotation, biological process: alternative mRNA splicing, via spliceosome; mRNA cis splicing, via spliceosome. Gene Ontology annotation, molecular function: RNA binding.